Messenger RNA from Acaulospora morrowiae, 903 nucleotides. NCBI's taxonomy places the organism in Eukaryota, Fungi, Glomeromycota, Glomeromycetes, Diversisporales, Acaulosporaceae. The record is from the annotation of a GenBank genome assembly.
AUGGGAAGCCGCAUCAAUUAUUCAAAAGAUUACCUUCUUCAGAGUGAAGCAAUUGGAGAUUCAUUUUUUGCAAGUUUUGAAAGCGAACAACAUUCCGACCUUGAAUCCAGUUCAUCCAGCACAGAUUAUCAAGCAACAGUAGAAGACGACCAUUUUACGAUCUCUGAUUCUUUACAUGGAGAUUCUGUCAUAGUUUCCGGCAACACUUCAUCUACGGAACAACAAAAUGCGACAGACGACUCGUUUGCCUCUAAUUGUCCAAUUUGCUUACAGGAUUUCCAAGAUCGGAGUUACUUGAAUUCCUGUUUUCAUUCCUUUUGUGCUUCAUGCAUUCGCCAAUGGUUGAAUGUAACUCCGAGUUGUCCUUUAUGCAAAAGUAAGGUGGAAUUCAUCAUUUAUAAUGUAGACGAGAUUAAAGGAACAUUUUCGAAAUAUUAUGUGGCGGGUACCACGAAUGAAAAUGAAAUGGACGCAAAAAAAUUGAAACUUAAAAAAUGGAUUAAAGAGGUUUCAGAUAACACAAAAUUAGACUCUAAGAAAAAGUCGAGCUCAUCUGUAUCAUUAAAAACAAUAAAAGAAAGAGCUCGAGUGUACGAUGAAAAUCUCCUGGCAAAGGAUAUACCACAACGUCUGAAGCAUUUUGCACAUUUCCAUAACAAAGACAACGAUCGAUUGCGACCAUUCCUUUCACGCGAUCUCAAUGCUAUUCUAAAAGACACUUAUGAUCAAGUAAUAGAAGAAUACGUGCAAUCGGUAGUGGUGUCGUAUUACCAACAGUAUAAACCCCGGGAGGUAAUCAUAGAAAAAUUAAGGCCCUGGUUGGGGAGGUUAACGGAAAAAUUCCUGGAUGAAAUGUUUAAGUUUAUUGAAAGUGGUCUUAAGAUGGAGAUUUGGGAUCAUUUG